This is a messenger RNA of Mollisia scopiformis, 2433 nucleotides long. RefSeq names its product tryptophan synthase. The transcript is spliced from 6 exons. Gene Ontology annotation, molecular function: tryptophan synthase activity. Lineage: Eukaryota; Fungi; Ascomycota; Leotiomycetes; Helotiales; Mollisiaceae. The record is from RefSeq and is a predicted model, not a curated record. Gene Ontology annotation, biological process: L-tryptophan biosynthetic process. Gene Ontology annotation, cellular component: cytoplasm. The coding region runs from base 66 to 2234 and encodes 722 amino acids.
CAGGCGAUUUUUCUCCAUUCCUCCCGCAAUUGAGUCGCUUUACGAUCUUCAAAAACUCUGCAACCAUGGAGGGGAUUAAGAACACAUUUGCACAAUGCAAGAAGGAGAACCGGUCGGCUCUAGUGACAUACUUUACGGCCGGUUACCCAACACCUGAAGAAACUGUUGAUGUUAUGCUUGGUAUGGAAGCAGGUGGCUCAGACAUAAUUGAGCUUGGUCUUCCCUUCACAGAUCCAAUUGCGGACGGGCCUACGAUUCAAAAAGCUAAUACUCAAGCCCUCAAAAAUGGAGUCACAGUUACAUCAGUUCUCGAAAUGGUUCGACAAGCCAGAAAGAAGGGCUUGAAAGUUCCAGUUCUUUUCAUGGGCUACUACAAUCCUAUCUUGAGCUAUGGAGAAGAGAGACUUCUGAAGGACUGCCGUGAAGCAGGUGUUAAUGGGUUUAUUAUCGUUGAUCUGCCACCGGAAGAAGCUGUCUCGUUCAGAAAUUUCUGUGCCAAAGGAGGACUCUCUUACGUCCCACUUAUUGCUCCUGCUACCUCCGAGUCUCGAAUGAAACUAUUAUGCAAGCUCGCCGAUUCAUUCAUAUACGUCGUCUCGCGGAUGGGAGUCACUGGGGCUACGGGAACGCUGAAUACAGGCCUGCCAGAUCUAUUGAGACGUGUGAAGGAAUACUCUGGGAAUGUGCCAGCUGCCGUUGGGUUCGGGGUUAGUACAAGGGAUCAUUUCUUGAGUGUAGCCCAAAUUGCAGACGGUGUGGUUAUUGGCAGUCAAAUCAUCACAACUCUGGCACAAGCUCCAGCUGGCCAGGGAGCCAAAGCUGUUGAGGAAUACUGUGCUGAAGUUGGCGGUCGUCGAAACGCGCCUAAUGGAGGGCUCACGAGAGAGGUUGGAAUCGUCGAGACCAUGGACGCAGCACACGAACCAAACGGGGAUAAAGUACAUGUUGAUGGAAUUAUCAAAAAUGGAUCUGGCCCCGGCUUGGCAGACCAAAUUGAAGCUUUGAAUACUGAUGACCCUGUGGAUCCAGCUGCGCUUCCUCAACGAUUUGGAGAGUUUGGCGGACAGUAUGUUCCUGAAUCCUUGAUGGACUGCUUAUCUGAAUUGGAAGCCGGCUUCAACAAGAUUAAAGAUGAUCCUGCUUUUUGGGAAGAAUACCGGACAUACUAUCCUUGGAUGGGACGACCUGGCCAGUUACAUCUGGCUGAACGCCUUACCGAGCAUGCUGGCGGUGCAAAUAUCUGGCUGAAGAGAGAAGAUCUCAAUCACACUGGAAGUCACAAGAUCAACAAUGCCCUCGGCCAAAUCCUUCUUGCACGAAGACUAGGCAAGACUGAGAUCAUUGCAGAGACCGGCGCUGGCCAGCACGGUGUAGCAACUGCUACUGUCUGCGCGAAAUUUGGCAUGAAGUGUACUAUUUACAUGGGAGCUGAAGAUGUGAGGCGACAAGCACUUAACGUCUUCCGCAUCAAGCUUCUAGGUGCCGAUGUAAUUGCCGUUGAGGCUGGCUCGAGAACUCUCCGUGAUGCUGUCAAUGAGGCCUUGCGAGCCUGGGUUGUCAAGCUUGAUACUACUCACUACAUUAUUGGAUCCGCCAUUGGCCCUCAUCCUUUCCCAACGAUUGUCCGAACAUUCCAGUCCGUCAUCGGCAACGAGACGAAGACGCAGAUGAUGGAGAAGCGAGGCAAGCUCCCCGAUGCUGUUGUCGCCUGCGUUGGUGGUGGUUCCAAUGCCGUUGGCAUGUUCUACCCCUUCUCAAAGGAUCCAUCCGUCAAGCUUAUUGGCGUUGAAGCUGGCGGUGAUGGUGUUGAUACGAACCGCCAUAGUGCCACACUAUCUGGUGGAACCAAGGGAGUUCUUCACGGUGUUCGUACCUAUGUUUUGCAGGACCAGCAUGGACAGAUCACCGAUACACACUCAGUAUCUGCCGGCCUUGAUUACCCUGGUGUCGGACCUGAGCUCUCAAGCUGGAAAGACUCAGAAAGAGCCAAGUUCAUUGCUGCCACCGAUGCUGAAGCUUUCAUUGGAUUCCGAUUGAUCAGUCAACUUGAAGGUAUCAUUCCAGCAUUGGAGACUGCGCAUGCGGUCUAUGGUGCUCUUGAACUUGCAAAGACCAUGGAGAAGGGCAAGGACAUCGUUAUCUGUCUAAGUGGACGUGGCGAUAAAGAUGUCCAAAGCGUAGCAGAUGAGCUACCCAUCCUAGGUCCUAAGAUUGGUUGGGACUUGAGAUUUUGAUCACGUACAAGCUCAUUUGGACUUGACUUGAUCUUCGAGGGCAUUGUAUGCUGAACGUGUGAUAAUAGCUGCUUUAUUCUAGAUGCCAUUCGUGGGUAGACGAAAAUCAAAAGCGUGAACAAGAUUGCAGGUUCUUCCGUUGUGAACCUCUUCCUACCAUCUAGUUACUUCUGCUCAACUUCCGAAGCAUCUACUUCAU